CAACAUUCAUAUGAAAAUCUUUAGCUUGCUAUCAACCCUCGACCACUGGUUCUCGACCUUUGGUUCUACCAGUAAGGUUAGCUUAUAGUUACUCGUUAAAAAUGUUUGUUUUCCUCUAGCGAUUUAGCUUGCACACUAAAUGAGACAUUUUCAAGUGAACUGGAAACGUGCAGUAUUGUAAAGAAGGUGAGUUGGCACCACGAUCAAAGAUUCUUAGCUAGAACCAGCUCACGGUAGUUAGUUAGCUAUGUAGAUAAAAUCCUUUCCUUUCUUCAACAUUAGGUUAGGGCCGUUAGGCUAUGUGUCCACAUUGUGGGACAGGUUUGAUGCUAUCUAGCUAAAAUAUUUACUAGCUAGACAGUGGACAGUACACAGUGUCCAAACAUCCGAACGUUGAUGCUAGACUGCUGGUACCGGUCGAGUAAUAAAAAUAGACCACGCUACGGCUUCCAAGCUUAGCUCAGGUGGAAGUCUGUGGCAGAGGCUAGAUACACUGCCAGCCGUGUUCUAUUGGCUUACGUAUUCUGUUUAUUUAGCUUAUUAAAUCUAACUAAUAAUUUAUGUCUAUUGACAAAAAUAAUCAGUCAAUUUUGCCUGGAGUCCUUCACAAGUUAAAUAGCUUUUAAUGUUCGCUAUCUCUGUGAGGUUUCAGGUGAAGAAGAUUCUGUGAUAGAAAUGGUGCCAUCUGUGUGAUUUCUGAUCAGUUUAACAACAAUAGCGUAAUAUAUUUAUGUGUUUGAAAGUCUAAUUCCAAAUGCCCUAUUUACUACAGUCAGUAGUGAAUUCUCUGUCUCUCAACAGAUAGAAGUAGCCUAAGUCCCGAUUGGACAAGGGCUCUUGUGGAGUGGAGCAGCCUGGAGUGAGUGACCAACCAUGGGCCGUCUGGACGAUGCUGCCAAGCGCAAGGUGGUGGAGCUGCGGCAGGCGGGCCUGAGCUUCCGCAAGAUCAAGGCGGUGCUGGAGCUGGAGAACAUCCGGGUGUCUGCCCAGGCCAUCUACCUGUACCUCAAGGAGUUCCAGAGGAAGAAGGUCCAGAGGGGUGGUGGAAGUGCUGCAGCCCCAGACCCGCAGACCACACCUGGGGUUGGGGCUGGGGCAGAGAGAGGAGAUGGUGGAAGGCGGGAGGGCUGGAACGACCAGCAGAUAAGGAAUCUACUGCGGGAGGCAUCACGCCACGCAGGCUAUGUUGCGGCGUCUGAGUUCGCCAAGCAGGGUCCUGGCUCCACUCCUCCUGAGGUCAGGGGUCAGGGGCCGUCUGGGACAGGAGGCGAAGGCGCCAGUAGAGGACAGAGCAACAGGACAGAGAAACAGGAGGAAGGGGACAAGAAGGAGGAUGAUGAGGAUAAGGACAUCCAGAUUGUCAGUGUCACAUCGUUGGCUCAGAACUCUCAACAGAGGGGUCUUCCACCCGCGACGGCAGCGGCUGUGACUGUGACAGGGGCCUACAUGCGUAAGAGAGCCACGCCCUCGCCAGCUACUAACCCCAUACUGGCAGCACGCAAAAGGCUUCUGGAUAAGGCUUUGUCUCAUAGAGCAAAGGUAGGCACGUCUCAUAGUCGUGUGAUUCACUAAGACCAAAAAGUAAUUCAGCAAAAAAUGAUUUUAAUUUAAUAAAAUUUGCUCCCAAAUAUGCCAACAAAUAAACAGAGACAUGUGAUAGUGUGUCAAUGUAAUUGAGGUAUGAAGUUAUUAUGGUAUUGUCAAAUAUAGUAUCGGUUUGGGCUUACUGUCAUUUUGCAGUGUACAAAUUAAUAUAAUUAGGCGUCUGUUCCAGCCCCCCGACAUUCUCUCAGACAAAAGUACAGCACAUUGAGUUCAUCAACGAGCCUAGGCAUUUAUGCGCUCUGCACAAUUAGCCUGGGGAUAGCCUCGGAAGCCCUUAUACUACAAAGCAUGAUCAAUGAGUUAGCCAGCUAACUUUGAUAAACAACCAGAAAUAACUACUGAUUUUCUGAUUCAUUAAGAAAUCUAAAUGUAGAUAUGUGUUUUUGGUUGUUGAGUCAAUUAGACCAUGCCCAUUUCAAGCUUAUCUUUCUAAACAAAUUAUGUUAUUUCAAAAUAUUUAGGAAAGUUAGCUGGCUAAGUCAUUAGUCCUGCUUUGUAGUAUACCUCUCAGGCUUCUCUCAUUCUGUUUGAAGCCUGGGGAAGAUUUCUCGUAAGGGAAGACGAUAAAUAAAAGGGCUGUAGUAUGGUGGAGUCUAGAUGCUUGUGUACAAUCUUUCAGAACAGUGUAAUUUACAUAAAAAUCCAGAACCUGUUUUGCUAACAUUCCACUCCUUGUACUCCGUGUUAGUUAGUUUUUUCUUGUUUUGCAUGACAAGGAGUGGCAAGGAGUAGAAUUGUACCAGAAACAGACUGGUAACCAGGCUAUAAUUUACAAUCCUUUUAAAAUGUUUCAGUAAAAAAAAUUGCAUUUCUUGUUGGACAUGUUCAGAUAGUACCCCCACGCGGUACACUGUUUCAAAAUGUUUUCCACUUUCUGAACACAAUCCUGGUAUGAAAUAAAUGAUCAUAUGAGAGGUGUUAUUACUGUGAUGAUCAUGUAAUUUCUAGGCUUUGAAUGGAUGCAUUUUUCCCCCAGAUAAGAGAUUCUUCUUAUCAGUCCUACCAGCAGGUAGCAGCUUUGUUGAGAAGAGAACAGUCUAAUGCUCCUGGUUCUGAUGUCCAGAGACCUGUGCCAGCAGAUCAACCACAGUCCUAUGACCCAGUCGCUCAGAGGCUUACUCAAGCGGUGAGUACAAGGCGAAGGAAACUCAAACCGUAAUAUACACAAUUAUUUCUCUUUAAGUUGUCUAUUGAAAUGAACAACGUUACCAAAGUUUAACUGUGGUACAUAUUGCAAUCAAACAAAAGGUUGAACAAACACUCGGAGCAUGCUAUGUUUCGAUCGGUUUUCCUCAGGCAAUGCAGUUCCUCCAACAUGUGGCAUGCUCUGAGUGUUUGUUCCUUUUUGUUUGAAUUCUGUUCAUUUCUUGGAAAAGGUACCACAGUUAAACUGUUUAGUUACAGUAUAUGAGUAGGGAAGAUCGGGGAAAACAGUAACACAUUUGAGUUGUUUUAAAAACGUAUUUAUUUAACACUGUUUGUUUUAGAGAUUUCAAAAUUUCACAUGAACAACUUACAUUUAUAAUAAUAAUAAUAAUAAUCUGCUAACUAAAAGUAGGCUACAGUUACAAUUCUGGCUUAGACCCAAAGUCUGAAAAAGUCCUAAUGUUACAAUAACCCCAAUAGCAGGGACAGUUGUAACACUGUCUUUAAUGGUAAAACAUUAGGGGUAAUUCAACAAUGGUAUGAUUUAAAACUGAUAUUUGGAUGAAAAUAAAAUAAAUUGGCGAAAAAAUAAGUUAUCUUUUAGGUAUGUCAUAUGGCCCAGAAACUGAAUUAGCGUUGAAAAAUAUUUUUGGGGUGCUUUUACAUUUUUUUCAAAGGUAUUAUCUUAGUUGCAAAUCAAAUCAAAUAAUAUCUAACAAUUUCACAACAUAUACCCAAUACACACAAAUCUAGUAAGGAAUGGAAUUUAAGAAUAUAUAUAUAUAUAUAUAUGGACAAGCAAUGACAGAGCGGCAUGGACUAAGAUACAGUAGAAUAUUAUAGAAUAGAAUGCAGUAUAUACAUAUGAGAUGAGUAGUGCAAGAUAUGUAAACAUUAUCAAAGUGACUAGUGUUCCAUUUCUUAAAGUGGCCAGUGAUUUCAAUAGGCAGCAGCAGCCUCUAAUGUGCUAGUGAUGGCUAUUUAACAGUCUGAUGGCCUUGAGAUAGAAGCUGUUUUUCAUUCUCUCGGUCCCAGCUUUGAUGCACCUGUACUGACCUCUCCUUCUGGAUGAAAGCGAGGUGAACAGGCAGUGGCUCGGAUGGUUGAUUAUCUUUUUGGCCUUCCUGUGACAUUGGGUGCUGUAGGUGUCUUGGAGGGCAGGUAGUUUGCCCCCGAUAAUGCGUUCGGCAGACCACACCACCCUUUGGAGAGCCCUGCGGUUGCGGGCGGUGCAGUUGCCGUACCAGGCGGUGAUACAGCCCGACAGGAUGCUCUCAAUUGUGCAUCUGUAAAAGUUUGUGAGGGUUUUAGGUGCCAAGCCAAAUUUCUUCAGCCUCCUGAGGUUGAAGAGGCUCUGUUGCGCCUUCUUCACCACAUUAUCUGCGUGGGUGGACCAUUUCAGUUUGUCAGUGAUGUGUACACCAAGGAACUUGAAGCUUUCCACCUUCUCCACUGCGGUCCCGUUGAUGUGGAUAGGGGGGUCCACGAUCAUCUCCUUUGUUUUGUUGACGUUGAGUGAGAGGUUAUUUUCCUGGCACCACACUCCCAGAGCCCUCACCUCCUCCCUGUAGGCGGUCUCGUCAUUGUUGGUAAUCAAGCCUACUACUGUUGUGUCGUCUGCAAACUUGAUGAUUGAGUUGGAGGUGUGCUUGGCCACGCAGUCAUGGGUGAACAGGGGGCUGAGCACGCACCCUUGUGGGGCCCCAGUGUUGAGGAUCAGCGAAGUGGAGAUGUUGUUUCCUACCUUCAACACCUGGGGGCGGCCCGUCAGGAAGUCCAGGACCCAGUUGCACAGGGCGGGGUUCAGACCUAGGGGCUCGAGCUUAAUGAUGAGCUUGGAGGGUACUAUGGUGUUGAAUGCUGAGCUAUAGUCAAUGAAUUCUUACAUAGGUAUUCCUCCUGGGAUAGGGCAGUGUGCAGUGUGAUGGCGAUUGCAUCGUCUAUGGAUCUUUUGGGUCUAGGGUGACAGGUAAGGCAGAGGUGAUAUGAUCCUUGACUAGUCUCUCAAAGCACUUCAUGAUGACAGAGGUGAGUGCUACAGGGCGAUAGUCAUUUAGUUCAGUUACCUUUGCUUUCUUGGGUACAGGAACAAUGGUGGCCAUCUUGAAGCAUGUGGGAACAGCAGACUGGGAAAGGGAGAGAUUGAAUAUGUCUGUAAACACACCAACCAGCUGGUCUGCGCAUGCUCUGAGGACGCGGCUAGGGAUGCCGUCUGAGCCGGCAGCCUUGUGUGGGUUAACAUGCUUAAAUGUCUUACUCACGUCGGCCACUGUGAAGGAGAGACCAAAGUCCUUGCUCAUGGGCCUCGUCGGUGGCACUGUGUUAUCCUCAAAGCGGGCGAAGAAGGUGUUUAGCUUGUCUGGAAGCGAGACGUCGGUGUCAGUGACGUGGCUGGUUUUCCUUUUGCAGUCCGUGAUUGUCUGUAGACUCUGCCACAUACGUCUCGUGUCUGAGCCGUUGAAUUGCGACUCCAAUUUGUCUCUAUACUGAUGUUUUGCCAGUUUAAUUGCCUUGCGAAGUGAGUAGCUACACUGUUUAUAUUCUGCCAUAUUCCCAGUCACCUUGCCAUGGUUAAAUGCGGUGGUUCGCGCUUUCAGUUUUGUGCGAAUGCUGCCAUCUAUCCACAGUUUCUGGUUAGGGUAGGUUUUAAUAGUCACUGUUGGCACAACAUCACCUAUACACUUCCUGAUAAACUCAGUCACCGUUUCAGUGUAUUCGUCAAAAUUAUUUUCACAAGGUACCCGGAAAAUAUCCCAGUCCGCAUGAUCAAAACAAUCUUGAAGUGUGGAUUCCGAUUGGUCAGACCAGCAUUGAAUAGUCCUUAGCACGGGUACUUCCUGUUUGAGUUUCUGCCUAUAGGAAGGGAGGAGCAAAAUGGAGUUGUGGUCAGAUUUGCCAAAAGGAGGGCGGGGGAGGGCCUUAUAACCAUCCCGGAAGUUCGAAUAGCAAUGGUCGAGGAUUUUAGCAGCGCGAGUACAACAGUCGAUAUGUUGAUAGAACUUCGGCAGCCUAGUCCUCAAAUUUGCUUUGUAAAAAUCCCCGGCUACAAUAAAUGCAGCCUCAGGAUAUGUGGUUUCCAGUUUGCAAAAACUCCAGUGAAGUUCUUUGAGGGCCGUCGUGGAUGAUGUAAAGUUGAUGUAAAGAAGUGAAAUUUGAUAUAAAUAUGUGAAUGUGUCUAAAUGCACAUCAUUUUAGGUAAAGGGGUAAGUUGUACCAAUGAGUUACAACAACUAACCCCAAUCAUAGGAGUCUUAUGAGAAAAUACAACAAUAAUUAUUGUCAUCAACUAGACUAAUCAAAAGGCCUUCUCUUACUGAUAAAAAUAAUAUAUGUGUCGAUACAUGGAGAAUGUUCCUAAGGUCAAUCAAAAUAGAGGCGGCAAAAAUAUGUUUUAAAAAAUGGCCUCAAAACAAUGUUUUGUCAAUAAAACCAAAGAUUGAUGGAUACCAUUUUUAUUUAUUUAUUCAACUUCAUAGUCAUGUAAAGACUAACCAAUCAUUGGCACAUUGAACAGCUUUCUAAGUAGGUUUUAAUUUGAUAUAUUUAGCCUGUUACAACUGAUCCAUGUUACAAUUGACUUAUACUCUGCAGAGGAAUUUGGACGGCCAGCCAGGAGCCAGUGAUCCCAGACAGAUGUUCCAGCAGAGGGUCGGUGGCGUUUCCGUCCGCUCCCCGCACCCUGCUCCUCCCCGUGUGGGCAUCCGGCUCCCCAACCCCCCACCACCACCCACCUCCCAGGGUAGUAGCCCUGUCAUCCGCCUCCAAAGCCCUGGGAGCCAGGGCAUGAACCAGGGCCUUCUCAGGAGAGACAGGAACCCCAGCCCUCAGCAGGCAGCUCACCAGGAGGCUGGAGGGAGAUGCGGGGGAGGGGGUGGUGGAGGUGGGGGUCUCCAGGAGCAGGUCCAAACCCUGGGCUCUGAGAUCCACAGUCUGGGCCUGGCGGUGCGCAUGCUGGUGGAGCAGCAGUACCGGCUGGAGAGGGAGCAGGUCCAGCAGACCCAUGUCCAGAGGCAGAUUCUCAGCACCCUGCAGACCCUGGCCUCCAGACUGGAGGCACCCUGUACCAGCCUCCAGCAGCAACGACAGCAUCCCAAAACUCCCCCACCCCCGGUCUUACCUGCCUCAGGCUCUGCCUCUGCCUCCUACAGCCAGGACACGUUCCCCUUCAGCCAAGGAGGGUAUGCCCAGUGCAGCCAGGCCCAGCCCAGCUACAACGGGAUGGACAGCUCCAGUCUGGAGACCAUAGAGGCCUUCAAACUGUCCGGACUCAGCCCCAACGGCUUCCAGACGUGCAGCAGCAGUACCACCGAUAGCCUCCCGCUCACUCACACCCCGACACACACACAGCCUUACACGUCAUCCUACACACAGCAGCCACACACUCAAACACACAUGCCCUCAUGCACACAGUCUUACGCCACCACAUACACGCAGUCGCACACGCAGUCCUAUAGAGGAACAGACAUUACAGACUAUCCCAGCACCAGCACAGAGGGGGCUCUCCAGGACUGCAUGGCCCCCACCCAGGCCUCUGUUGACCUGGACUCAGACAUCACAGUCUCCCCACAGGAAACCCAGCUCAACAUCAUUAAAGUGGAGGCACUCUAAGGCUUUAGUUCGCUCAUAUCCAGAGCUUAUAGGGACAGUUUCCUGGACACAGAUUAAGCCUAGUCCUAGACUUAAAAGCAUAUUCAAUGUAUAAUGGAAAUUCUGGAAAAGGUUCUUUUUAGUCCAGAACUAUGCUUUAAUCGGUGUCUGGGAAACCAACCCCGUAGGGUUCAGUUCCAUAGUUUAAUCCAAAGUUGCUUCUGCUCGGUUCACAUUUGUACAUUUGAUUAUCCACUACCUCUCCUUUAG
Coregonus sp. 'balchen' is the source of this 7608-nucleotide messenger RNA. Lineage: Eukaryota; Metazoa; Chordata; Actinopteri; Salmoniformes; Salmonidae. The record is from the annotation of a GenBank genome assembly.